ACUUGUUUCCUAUUCCGAUGGAAAUCCGAUGGGAUCAAAGGCGCGAAAAGCAAAGAACCCUAUUGGCUGCCUUGCUGACAGGUGUAAAUCAGGAGUACCCAUCGAUAUGGUUUGGUGGAACAGAGUCACAGAAAACAAUUUACAGACACCAAAUCCUACUGCAAGCGAGUUUAUUCCUAAAGGAGGAUCAACCUCCAGGCUGAGUAACGUGUCCCAGUCAAAUAUGUCUGCCUUCUCUCAAGUUUUCUCUCACCCAUCCAUGGGAAGUCCUGCUGCUGCUGGAUUAGCACCAGUUCCUGGAAUAGACGGAGGUGCUUUAACUGAUACAAGUCUCACAGAUUCCUAUUUCAGCACCAGCUUUAUUGGAGUCAAUGGAUUUGGAAGCCCUGUAGAAACAAAGUAUCCCUUGGUGCAGAGAAUGACCAAUAGUAGCAGUUCCCCGAGCCUUGUGAAUGACAGUGCCAAGCCGUAUGCAGGCCACGAUGCUCUAACUUCACCUGCUUCGUCCUUGUUUAAUGACUUUGGUGCCCUCAACAUCUCUCAGAGAAGAAAGGUAGGUGAAGUUGAACUUACGUGAAACUAAAUAGAAUGUAGAGGUGACAUUGGUGUGUUACCUACAUAAUGGUCAAUAUUCUCUCAAGUGAAGGGAGGGCUUUUUAUGGACUGUAACGUUUUUCUUGCCUUUUGUUUACCCUUUUCCUUGUUAUAUAUUAUAUCUAGAAUUUCAUUUGAUCUCUGUGCAUGGAAUAGAGACAUUUUAUUUGAAGGGGUGAAAUCCUUCUGCUUAUUCUUGCUCAUUUUCUUUAUCUUAAUGUGUUCUUUUUUUAAGAUAACAUCUAAUUUAAUGUUGUAGUUGCUGUUAAUGUGACCCACUGUAGGCAUGUUAA
Equus caballus (horse) is the source of this 887-nucleotide messenger RNA. The record is from RefSeq and is a predicted model, not a curated record. NCBI's taxonomy places the organism in Eukaryota, Metazoa, Chordata, Mammalia, Perissodactyla, Equidae.